Molecule: messenger RNA, 240 nt
Organism: Aspergillus welwitschiae
Lineage: Eukaryota; Fungi; Ascomycota; Eurotiomycetes; Eurotiales; Aspergillaceae
Exons: 2
Coding region: 1-240 (79 amino acids)
Source: RefSeq, a predicted model, not a curated record
AUGACCCAUGGAUACAAGGGCGUGCGACUUACACCGUUAAUGGUCCCCGAUUUCCACGAUUGUGAUGAACGACUUAUCCACCAACCCAUAUUACAGGCAGCUACCUGUCCUGGUCUAUUGAAGGAUGAAUUGUAUGCUUGCGUAGUUGAUACCAUAGCAAUGGGUUACGUGCAUUUGCAAGACAGGCAGGCAAGGUCCAAAGGAUACUACAUGGUAGUGAAGAAGAGAACAAGUGCAUAA